AUGGCUGCACCUUUGCAAAAUCUCAAAGCCUUGAUCGUCGGUACUGGUGCUGUUGGCUGUAUAUAUGGUUGGCGUAUGUCACAAACUGCAGCUGUGACAACCGUAUGUCGCUCAAACUAUGAUGUAGUUCGUCGUGAUGGAUUCGCUAUAAAAUCAAAAAAGUGGGGUGAAGGGACAUUCCGACCAUUUUCUGUCAUAAAGAAUACCAGUGAAGCUGCAAAAGACGAAUUUGAUUACGUUGUUGUGACCAUGAAAGCACUACCAGACAUCGUUGACUUGAGCCAAAUCAUUCGUCCAGCCAUCACUAGCGGAAAAACCACCAUUGUUCUUAUCCAAAAUGGUUUAGGCAUCGAACAACCUAUUGCAGAUGCAUUCCCAUCCAAUCCACUGCUAUCCGUUGUCGCUUAUAUUGGAACUUCCCAAACAUCAGCCGGCAAUAUUGUAAUGAUGGGAGACGAGCAUCUUCUGAUGUCACAAUAUCCCAAGGGCGACGAGAAGAGUGCCAAAGCAGCCGAAGAAUUUUUAGAACUUAUGAAGGCAGGAGGGGUGACCAUUAAACAGAUUCCUGAUAUCAAUCGCAUUCGAUGGCAAAAGCUUAUUUGGAAUGCUUCUUUCUCUGCCGUAUGCGUUGCUACGAACCUCAAUACCUCGCAAGUACUUGCGCAUGAACCUAGCGUCACUCUGGUCAAGCAUAUCAUGGAGGAUGUUAUUCGAGCAGCCAAUUCAUAUGGACAUGGAUUUGACGCAGAGCAUGAAAUUGCACAAAUGUUUAAGAAUACAAACUCUGUUGCUAGCGAUUACAGGCCAAGUAUGCUCUUGGACUCAGACCGGGGACAACCAAUGGAGGUUGAAGUCAUUAUAGGAAAUCCUCUACGUCUCGCUCAGAAGAAUGGAGUGAGUGUGCCAUAUCUUGAAAGCAUAUAUUCCAUUUGUUCUGCAAUCAAUGCUAGCAAACAAGGAAAAAUCAAAGUUGAAGCCAGGAUUUAA
This is a messenger RNA of Umbelopsis ramanniana AG, 987 nucleotides long. RefSeq lists its product as uncharacterized. NCBI's taxonomy places the organism in Eukaryota, Fungi, Mucoromycota, Umbelopsidomycetes, Umbelopsidales, Umbelopsidaceae. Gene Ontology annotation, biological process: pantothenate biosynthetic process. Gene Ontology annotation, molecular function: 2-dehydropantoate 2-reductase activity. Bases 1 to 987 code for a protein of 328 amino acids. Gene Ontology annotation, cellular component: cytoplasm. The transcript has 5 exons. The record is from RefSeq and is a predicted model, not a curated record.